AUCGUCUGUCUCAGUAUUGAUCUAUUCGGUGACGGAGUGGUACUGAGAGAUAGAGGAGUCUAGUAUCAUGGCGAUUCCCGACUACAAAAAGCAUCUGGCGGAGAAGGUCCUCAACGAGAGUCGGAUGGUCACGUAUCGCUCUCUGAGCCGCGCUCUCCAAGUCCACAGCACUCUGGCGAAACAGAUGCUGUAUGACUUUCACCGCAACGAAAACAACAAGAAGCCGAACAGCGUCAAUGCGACAUACCUCAUUACCGGCGCGCAGAGGGCGACGGACCCCGCGACGAAGAACGGCUCCCAUGUGAAUGGGAACGAGAAAAAUGGCAACGACGUCAUGCCGAGCAGCCCUUAUAUACCUAGCUCGCUGCCGAAUCAGGAUGCCGAGACGACUACGGAUCAUAUUACACGGCGGUCGAUUGUCUUGGUGCGGGAGGAGGACUUGGAAGAUGCGAAAGCGACGUUCGAGUCGAUCGCUUCGGUCUACAUCUACAGUCUCCAGCCUACAAUCCUUCAAGAUCUUAACGUUUUGACGGAGGUGGCGCGGGAAACGGUGGCUGAUCAUGCGCACGAGGACCCCCUGGUGUAUGGCAAGCAGUGGGGGAUGAUUCAAAACUCGAAUGUCAAGCGGAGGACCGGUACGCGGCCACCAGUUCCGACGCCGGCCCCAGCUGCUUCGAAACCAAGCACCAUUCCGGCCAAACGACCACCGCAAAACGAUGCGCCACCGGCAAAGACAGAAAUCAAGAAGGAGAGUGGCGGAUCUGGAGCGUCGUCUCAACGUGACACCCCCCCCGCAUCAGCCGGAGCUCCCGAGAAGUCCGCACCGGUAAAGAAAGAGAAGGGCAACCUUUUCAGCUCCUUUGCCAAGGCCAAGCCCAAGCAGAAGAAGGAAGAGUCGCAGACCCCUGCUGCUUCUGGUGCCGAAUCGGUCGGCCAGAAUAACACGGAAGAUGUGGUCUUGGACGACGCCUCGGAGGAGGAAGCCGAAGAAUUGUUCCCGGAUUCUGGCAAGUCCACGUCGACCGGCACCCGCGAGUCACGGAAAGAGCGCCAGAGCCGGCUGCGACAGAUGAUGGAGGAUGAUGACGAGGAGAUGGCCGACACGGAAGAGCCUACAGAACCAGAGCCAGAACCUGUCGAAGAAGAGUCCAAGCCCAUCGACCAACCGCCUCCCAGCAAACCGGAGCUGAAGGAGGACGUGCGCGUGCAGGGUGGUCGACGGAGAGGAAAGCGCCAGGUGAUGAAGAAGAAAACCGUCAAGGACGAUGAGGGCUACCUGGUGACCGUCGAGGAGCCAUCAUGGGAGUCGUUCAGCGAGGACGAGCCCGAACCGCCGAAGAAGAAACCGGCUGUGAGUGCGCCCCGAGGCAAGGCAGGAGGAGCAAAACCUGGCCAGGGCAGCAUCAUGUCGUUUUUCGGCAAGAAAUAAAGGUGUCAUGGAGGGGGAAAGAUCAAUAUCACUUGCGACUAGAUGUAGUAAUUACUUAAUCCAUGAAACUGCAUUGAUUGAUCCCGUCUCGUGACCCAUGGAUUUCCCCGC
Aspergillus campestris IBT 28561 is the source of this 1540-nucleotide messenger RNA. RefSeq lists its product as uncharacterized. Gene Ontology annotation, biological process: DNA replication; DNA synthesis involved in UV-damage excision repair; nucleotide-excision repair, DNA gap filling. Bases 68 to 1429 code for a protein of 453 amino acids. The record is from RefSeq and is a predicted model, not a curated record. Gene Ontology annotation, cellular component: delta DNA polymerase complex; nucleus. NCBI's taxonomy places the organism in Eukaryota, Fungi, Ascomycota, Eurotiomycetes, Eurotiales, Aspergillaceae. The transcript has 8 exons. Gene Ontology annotation, molecular function: DNA-directed DNA polymerase activity.